This is a messenger RNA of Acanthisitta chloris (rifleman), 1689 nucleotides long. RefSeq names its product insulin receptor substrate 1-like. The record is from RefSeq and is a predicted model, not a curated record. The transcript has a single exon. Gene Ontology annotation, cellular component: cytosol; plasma membrane. The annotation marks the transcript as partial. Gene Ontology annotation, molecular function: phosphatidylinositol 3-kinase binding; insulin receptor binding. Gene Ontology annotation, biological process: insulin receptor signaling pathway. Lineage: Eukaryota; Metazoa; Chordata; Aves; Passeriformes; Acanthisittidae.
AUGGCUAGCCCCACGGAUAAUAGCGAGGGUUUCUUCUCAGAUGUCAGGAAGGUGGGUUACUUGCGCAAACCCAAGAGCAUGCAUAAACGAUUUUUCGUGCUGAGGGCAGCCAGUGAGUCUGGACCCGCCCGGCUGGAGUAUUACGAGAAUGAGAAGAAAUGGAGACACAAGUCAGGGGCCCCCAAGCGCUCCAUCCCACUAGAAAGCUGCUUCAACAUCAACAAACGGGCUGACUCCAAGAACAAGCACCUGGUGGCCCUCUACACCAAGGACGAGCACUUUGCCAUAGCAGCUGACAGCGAGCCCGAGCAGGAGAGCUGGUACCAAGCACUGCUGCAGUUGCACAACAGGGCCAAGGGCCACCAUCACCUCCAUCACCAUCACCACCACCACCACAGUGAUGUCACCUUCGGAGGCAGCAGCAUGGGACUGGGGGAAGCAGGUGAGGAUAGCUAUGGUGAGGUGGCCCCUGGCCCGGCUUUCAAGGAAGUUUGGCAAGUAAUUCUGAAGCCUAAGGGCCUAGGCCAGACAAAGAACCUGAUUGGCAUCUACCGCCUGUGCCUGACUAACAAGACCAUCAGCUUCGUGAAGCUGAAUUCAGAUGCGGCUGCUGUGGUGCUGCAGCUGCUCAAUAUCCGUCGCUGUGGUCACUCUGAGAACUUCUUCUUCAUUGAGGUGGGGCGUUCGGCUGUCACCGGUCCCGGGGAGUUCUGGAUGCAAGUGGAUGACUCGGUGGUGGCGCAGAACAUGCACGAAAAAAACAUGCACGAAACCAUACUGGAGGCCAUGCGAGCCAUGAGUGAGGAAUUCCGGCCCCGCAGCAAGAGCCAGUCCUCCUCCAACUGUUCCAACCCCAUCUCCGUGCCCCUUCGCAGCAGGCAUCACGUCAACAAUCCUCCGCCUAGCCAAGUGGGGCUCAGUCGGAGGUCCAGGACCGAGAGCGUCACGGCCACUUCUCCUGCUGGUGGUGGAGGUGGUGGUACGGGUGGCAAACCCAGCUCUUUCCGGGUCCGAGCAUCGAGCGAUGGGGAAGGCACCAUGUCAAGACCUGCCUCUGUGGAUGGUAGCCCAGUUAGUCCCAGUGCUACCCGGACUCAUUCACAUAGACACCGUGGCAACUCCAGGCUCCAUCCUCCCCUCAACCACAGCCGGUCCAUCCCAAUGCCUUCGUCACGCUGCUCUCCUUCAGCCACCAGUCCAGUCAGCCUGUCAUCCAGCAGCACUAGUGGCCAUGGCUCCACCUCAGACUGCCUGUUUCCUCGAAGAUCGAGCGCUUCGGUUUCCGGCUCCCCUAGCGAUGGUGGAUUUAUUUCUUCUGAUGAGUAUGGUUCCAGCCCGUGUGACUUUCGCAGCUCUUUCCGCAGUGUGACCCCCGAUUCGUUGGGACACACUCCACCAGCCCGGGGCGAUGAAGACCUCAACUACAUCUGCAUGGGGGGGAAGGCCACGUCCUCCUGCUGCAGCCUGGCAGCCCCCAAUGGCCACUUCAUCCCGCGCACCUGCCAUCCUCAGCAGCAGCCUCGCUACCCUAGCACGCCCUGCUGUCCUCGAGGUGGUAGCGAGGAGGUCGCCGACCUGGAGAAGGCGUUCAGGAAGCGAACUCACUCUGCGGGCACUUCGCCCACCAUCUCGCACCAGAAGACACCCUCGCAGUCCUCGGUGGCCUCCAUCGAGGAGUACACGGAGAUG